Molecule: messenger RNA, 1674 nt
Organism: Syngnathoides biaculeatus (alligator pipefish)
Lineage: Eukaryota; Metazoa; Chordata; Actinopteri; Syngnathiformes; Syngnathidae
Gene: armc10
Product: armadillo repeat containing 10
Exons: 7
Coding region: 247-1368 (373 amino acids)
Cellular component (GO): mitochondrion
Source: RefSeq, a predicted model, not a curated record
UCACUCUGAGGAAGAUUUUAACGUCGGACUAUUUUCUACCCGGUAGAGAAACGAUGUAACACAUAUAAAAACAAACUCCAGCACGAUGAGUCCUUGCAAGUUAGUUUUGUGCUGUGAAGUUAGUUUCCAGUUAAUAAACGAGCCGUGUUAUUAGAUGAUAUUUCAGUACAUGCGCAUACAGGCCAGAGUUUCCGGCAUCCGGUGAAACCUCCCCAGCCGAGAUUAGCUCAAGAGACAGCGGCGAGGAUGAGCGACGGCGGCUCGAGUAUGACGCCGAGAAUCGGCAGCAUGAAGACUUUGCUCGGGAUCGUCGCCGGUGCUGGGGCCUCUUAUGGGAUUUAUAAACUCAUAAGCGGGGGGAGCUGGAGGAGAUACAAGAGAAGCGGCGACAAUAGUGAAGGCUGUGCUUCAAGGGGCGGUCAAGGGAACCCUCGGCCGGAAAGCCUGCUUGCCAAAGUGUCUAGACUGGACCUUGUUUGUCCUCCAACUGAGAGAACUGAGCAUGCUUCAGAUGACAUCGUCGCCAAUUCUGCCGGAAACCUUGAGCCGAGGCACCUGAAAGCGCUGCUGACGCGUCUGCAGACGAGCGCUAACGCGCCAGAACGGUGUCGACUCUUGCUCACUUUAGGAAACGCUGCUGCUUUUACCGUCAACCAGAACGUUAUCCGCGAAUGCGAAGGGAUCCCCAUCGUUGGUGGCUUCCUCUCUGACCCUGCGUCAGAGGUUAAAGUGCAGACGCUGAACGCUUUAAAUAAUCUCUGCAUGAACAUCCAAAACCAGGAGCAGCUGAAGGUUUACGUGCCACAAGUGCUGGAGUUGAUCGAGAUGUCCCCGGUGAACUCCGACCUCCAGUCGGGUGCUCUGAGGCUGCUGACCAACCUUUCGGUGACGGACAAACACCAACACUUGCUCAAGGGUUCUGUGACGCUUUUACUCUCUCUCGUGGUGGUGGGUGAUGCAGCGUUGCAGGUUCAGACCUUGAAGGUUCUUGUGAAUUUGUCAUCUAAUCCCGACAUCAUGGACGAUAUUGUUCAGGCUCAGGCCCCGGCUUCCGUCGUGCUGCUGUUCGACGCGCAAACGGCGCCGGCGGUGCUCCUGCGGCUGCUGACGUUCGCGGGCAACCUGAAGGCGUGGAGACCUUCGGCGCAGGCGGCCGACGAACUGAGGCGCAAGCGCGACUGCCUCUUCCGGGUCAUGCUGGACGACGAGUCGGAGCUGCACGGGCGACUGGUCAAGCUGCUCUCCCACCCCGACAGGGAGAUUCAAGUGCAGUGCCGCCUGGGAUGCGAAGGCCUCACGCUUGAAGGCACCGAAGAGCCUUCGCAGGAAUCCAGUUUGAAACAAAUGCGGGCGUUGGAACUGCGAUGAGCGAUUUUUGACGGGAUUCCAAUCACGUUUGUCGGAUUACAGCCGAGAGUGGACGUUACCCGCAAGUCUCGUUAAGUACUUGGUGGAACGCGCCGGGCGGUUUAGCCGAAGGCCUGCAGGAUCCGGAAAGUGUCACGACUUGUGGCGAAAUAUGUAUACGUUGACGCUGUUGACUUCCGUCUCUCGGGAACUGAUCUAGCGGGAGACUUUUCGCUUAUUUAUUGAUUGAUGUAGGCAGCAGUGCUGUGUUGAAUGAAAUAUUUUUAUGCGUAAAUAUUUCAAUAAAUGCGCUACAUAUGAACAACA